AUGGAGUCCGCGCCGAGGCCGGUCUUCCUCCUCCUCCUGACGGUCUGGUGCUGCUGCACUGCUCAACGCAUCGACUACGUGUCUCCACGUCGAGGAAGCCAAAGUGGAGCAACGAGACUCACGAUUUCAGGAGCAGGUUUUUCUAAGACGGAGUUCAAGCUGAAGCCUGAAGACGCUCACUUGGGGAACCUGGUGACUCUGGUGUCGAGCACCAAGUCGUUUCCCUGCGACGUGGAGAGAGACUCGACUCACGAGAACCAGAUCAUGUGUUACACCAGAGCGAUGCCGGCCAGUCACUACAUGGUCCAUGUCACCGUGGACGGAGUUCCCAUUCCUGAGAGCAGCAGAUGCAGAGGAUCCCACGCCUGGUACCACUGCAGCUUCUAUCCUGUCUGGUAUCGAACUCCCACCAUCGAGUCUGUGAGUCCAGUCAGCGGUCCUCCAGGAACGCUGGUGACGAUGCGAGGACGGAUCUACACCAACGUCUACGGAAGCAACACGGACCGAAGCUCCAACGGCCUCAACGUCAGGUUCCUGAGAUCCUUCAUGGGAGGGAUGCCCUGUGAGCUGCUCAAGCCGGAUUCAGACGAACUGUACAACCUCCGUCUGGACUCUGAAUCGUCCCACUGGGGAUACAUGAGCUGCAAGAUGACGGGGACGUACGUCGGUCAUCACAACUUGUCCUACAUCCUGGACGGUGAAUUUGGAAGGAGUUAUCCAGCAAAAAAACUGCUGAGUGUGUCUGCUGCAGACAAACUGUCCAUGUUCCAGACGUUUGCAGAGGUGACCGGAGUCUCUCCGUCGGCCGGCGGCGUCCUGGGAGGAACGCUCAUCACCGUUCACGGACGGUUCUUCGACGAAACCGAUCGACCGGCUCGAGUUCUGGUCGGAGGUCGUCCAUGUGAGAUCCAGAGUGUCGCCGACGACAGAAUUACUUGCAGAACACCUGAGCAGCCGAAGAACAUGAACAUGUCGGUUUAUCCAGGCGGCAGAGGCUUGAAGAUGGAGGUGUGGAACCAAACAAGGCCCCGUUACCUGAGCGACAUCUGGAGCUACAACGAGUCCACACCCGGAUACUGGCAGCAGCCGGUCGACUCGCUGCCCCAAGUCUUCUCUCUGGAGCUGGAUUACUUCACCACUCGGAGCAGAGGCUUCCUGGUUCCUCCGACCAGCGGCAACUACACCAUCUACCUCGGCUGUGACGACCGAUGUGACCUUUACCUGAGCAACUCCAGCCGGCCAGAGGACAAGGUUAAAGUUGCCUACCAGCCACAUUAUGCCAGCAACUUUAAAACAAUGAAGUCGCAAAAGUCAGAUGUAAUGGCUCUCGAGGAAGGAAAAUUCUACUACAUCGAAGUCCUGCAGCAGGACUACGGCGGCAAAGCUCGAGUCAACAUCGCCCUCUACCGAGAGGAAAGUUCCUUCACGGAGGAGCAGACGGACGACGCCGUCAACGAAGUUCAGCAGAUCGUGGCCGACUACGACGUGUUCGACGAGGAGCAGGUGGUUUCCUUCGACUCGUGGCCCAGCAGAACCGCUGCGGUCCAGGAGGUGCAGAAGCUGAGCGUCAGCAGCAGCUGCCAAAGCCACCUCUGCGGAAACACCUUCUUCAGGCUGAGCUACGGCGACGCCAAGACGGCUCCGAUUCCCGUCGGCGCCUCGGCGGGCGUGAUGGAAGCUGCUCUGAACAGCUUGUGGUCCAUCAGACCCGACAGCGUCCGGGUGGCCAAACAGGACGACGGUCAGGGUUCCCACUACACCGUCACCUUCAACUCUGACAGAGGCGACUUCGACCUUCUUCACUCGGAGGUUUUCACCAACGACACCAACAUCAUCGUUGCCGAGGAAACCAAGGGGCAAAGCAACAUGGAGACCUUCACGCUGCUGUGGGCGGGAAUCCCGACGAAACCCAUCGCCGUCAACGCAACCGAGUCGGAGGUGCAGUCGGCUCUGGAGGACAUGAUGAAGGCCGAGUGUCCCGACGAGAUCCGACCCAGCGAAGGAGGCGACGUCAAAUACUUCCACGACUUUGAAGACAACGUGUCUCAGUUCAACGGUGAUGAAAAAGGCACUCUGGUGAAAAACUCUGGUUUCUGCGGUUCGUCGUCGCUGAAGAACGCCGAAAUUCUGUUCAUGGAAAGCUACAAGAAAGAGUCGGGAAAAACCUACGGACCGGUUUCACUGGACAAACACCCCACGCUGUGCUUCGCCUACAUGGGGGCGCUGGAGGACGUCGUUCAGGUGAAGUUCACGUACCGCAACAGCAGCGGCGUCACCAGAACGGAGACGGCCAAGAUCAGCACCGUGUUCGACGAAGGCCCAGAGUGGAGCUACAAGUGCUUGGACCUGCAGAGCUCGCUGCAGACUGAAUUCUUCGGCAGCAGCUACAGUCUGCUGUCGCUUCACCUCCACAAAGACGAGUCCAGGGCAGACUUCUACGUGGACGCUGUCUACAUCGGGAAGACGCCCACCACGAGAGACGUAAACGCUGUUGUCCAGAAGAGGAGGCCUCCUCCUUUUAAGAGCUCCUUCGAGAUGAUCUCUGUGAGCAAAAAGGCAUCGAACGCCUCACGGUUCAGCUACGAGAUCAAAGCCAGGCCUGCAGAAUGCGCGUUUGGGUUCCCGCUGCUGGAAGUCGGCUUCCUGCAGACGUCCAACAGCAGCGAGGACUCGGCCGACUUCGAGGCGGGAGGAGCCAAGGUCAGCAUCCGUCGUCCUCACAGAGCCUCCCCACCGCUGAGCGGAACCUUCGGUGUGGAGAUUUACGGAGACCGAGUCGAAGGUCUGUCCAUGGACAUCGGCGAGGACGAGCUGAAGUACGCUCUGGAGGGAAUCGAGGGCAUCGGGCAGGUCAGCGUCACCGACAAGGGAACCUGCAGACAGCCGAAGUGGAGGAUCAAGUGGCUGACGAAGGGCGGAGCUCAGCCUCUGAUGAAGGUCGACAGCUCGUCGGUCGUCGGCGAAAACGUCGUCAUUUCAGUCAAAGAGGUCGAAAAAGGCGGACUGCUGAUUCGAGGCCUGUCCGGAGAUUUCUUCCGCAGCUGGGAAACCAAACCGCAGGUGCAGGUUUUGAUCAACGGGAUUCCCUCCAAGUGUUCUGGAAACUGCAGCUUUGAGUGGAGAGACGAGAGAACUCCGGUUCUGACGGGAAUCAGCCCGACUCAAGGCUCUGAUGGCCUCGGGACUCUCCUGACCAUCACCGGAACCGGCUUCAGCAGCGAGAACGCCUCCAUCACGGUGGGAAAAGCAAAGUGCCGCGUCGAGCAGGUCACCGCUUCCUCUCAGGUGUGCAGGCUGAGCAGCUCCAGCGCCGGAAGCUACCCAGUGUGGGUGAACUUUCCCUCCCUGGGAGACGCCCGCCACCCUGGAGGAGACGUCCUGAGGUUCACCUACCAGCUCAUCGUCUCCUCCUUCUCCCCGACGUCUGGAAGCCUCGCAGGAGGAACUCUGCUGACCGUGAGCGGCUUCGGCUUCGGCCAGAACUCUUCGGUCAGCGUUGGCGGCGGCGAGUGUUCGCUGGUUCACGUCACCGACACGGAGCUGAAAUGCAGAACACCGGCAGGAGCUGCAGGAUCACAAACCGUCACAGUGUCGGUGGGAAACGCGAGUCAGUCGGCCGGCGGCUCCUUCACCUUCGACGGCAACGCCACGCCUCAGAUCUCCGGCCUGAGUCCCCAGCGCAGCACCGUGACCGGACGCAGAGUUCUCACCAUCCAGGGUUCGAACCUCGGAGGCCGAGACAAUAGCAGCGUGGUGUUGGUGGGCGGGGAGGAGUGCGUCACCGUGCAGUGGACGGAGACCAGCAUCACCUGUCUGCUGCCUGUGCUGCCGCCGGGGCUGCACAAGGUGGACGUACAGGUCGGCAACAACGGAUACCCCCAGACCAGCAACGGCGUGAACGCGACCAUCGAAUACAUCCUGGAGGUCCACAGCAUCUCCCCGUCGUCUGGGUCUUUAAUGGGAGGAACCAUGCUGACGGUGUCCGGCGCUGGUUUCAGCAACAACACAGCCGACAACAAAGUGUCCAUCGGAGAUGCUCGGUGUGAAGUGACGGUCGCCUCGGAGAACGAGCUGCGAUGCGUCGUGCAGUCGGAGCAGAAGAUUCACAAUGUCACCAACCAGGGAUCCCACCACACGUACGGACAGGGAUAUGCAUGGAGUCCUUCCUCACUCACAGUGUUUGUUGGAGACACGGUGAUGUGGCGCUGGGAGGCACCUCUGUUCCAGAAAGUCGGCUACCGGGUCUUUAGUGUUUCCAACGCCAGCUCCGCCACUCCUGGAAGGGGACCGCUCAACAGUGGAGAGAUGAAGACUGCCAAAGGGUUUCACAGCUACCAGUUCACUGCUCCCGGUGUGUUCCUCUACAGCAGCGGCUACAUAGACAACAAAAAGGCCAUCAUGCUGCAGGGAGUUGUGAAAGUUAGGAGUCGGGUAGAGAAGACCAGCAAGGUCUCCGUCAGCGUGGGAGGCAUUCAGGCCAAACUCAUGCCGGGAGGUUCACGUCGCGUCUCCAGAGCAGCACCGCAGUGCGUCGCCUCCCCACAGUGCCAGCAGACCAAUGAGACUUCCGGCGGAUUCUCCUACAGCACCUCAGCCUGCUCCACCCCCACAGUCCACUCCAUCUCCCCCAACCAGGGCUCGUACCACCAAGUCAUCCGCAUCCAGGGAACAGGCUUCAGCAACAUCACCUGCGCUAAUGAGGUGAUGGUUGGAGAUCAGCCCUGUCAGGUGAUCAACAGCUCCCAGUCGGAGAUCACCUGCCAGCUCGGUCCAAACAGCGAGCUUCCCACCGGCGUCGCUCUCGCCGUGUCCGUCAGAGUGAACAACCUCGGCGACGCCAUCAUCGCUGUACAAGACGAGCUCAAGCGUCGCUUCGUGGUCCUGCCCGUCGUCGACUCGGUCUCGCCUCCUAUCGGCAGCACCACCGGCUACACCCGGCUCCUCGUCCGCGGUUCUGGCUUCUCCUCGGGACGAGUGACCGUGGCCGGUGAACCCUGCAGCGUCCUGACGCUAAAUUACACCCACAUCGUCUGUGACACCGCUCCGUCUCAACCGCACACCGGCGAUGUCGUCUUUCACAAAGGCCGGAUCCAAAGUUCCUGCAGCUCCAGCUGCUCCUUCGUCUACUCGUCCGCCGUCACCCCGACAGUCACCGGCAUCUCCCCCGACACCAUUGACACCGCCAUCAACGUCACCAUCUCCGGCUCAGGGUUUGGCAGCCGCGUGGACGACUUGUCGGUUUUCGCCAACACCACAGAGUUAGAAGUCACGGCUGUUACCGACGGUAACAUCACGGCGACGGUUACCGCCCUGCCUGCAGGAAUCCACUUGCUCAGGGUGACGGUGAGGAGCAAAGGCCUCGCAUCCGGAUCCGUCACCCUGAACAGCCGAGCCAAGGCCAUCCUGAGCCCCACCGCCGGCAGCCUGGCGGGAGGAACGCCACUCGUCUUCACUGGAAACGGCUUCGCUCCGGGAAACACCAGCGUGACGGUUGGCGGGAAACCCUGCGAGAUUCAGACGGUGACGCCGGCCAGACUUCGCUGCCUGACGCCUCCUCAUGCCGAAGGACUGGUGACCGCCAACAUCCGGGUCUUGUCCGUGGAUUAUCCUCCGCUCAACUUUACCUACUCUGCAGCCCACACUCCGGUCAUCAGCUCCGUCAGCCCCACCACAGGACCGAGCGGAUCUGUCGUGACGCUCACCGGUUCAGGAUUUGGCAACGACUCUCAGCUCGUCUCGGUGACCAUAAAUGGCGUUGCCUGCAACGUGUCCAUGGUGUCGGACACUCAAGUCCAGUUCACGGCAGCAAACAACCCGGGAGGAGCCUACAAAGUGAUGCUGCUUCACCAGGACAAAGGCUACGCCCAGUCAGACGCCAUGUUCACGUACGAACUGAGGCUCGACACCGUGACGCCCAACGAGAGUGGUUUCGGCGGCGGCAGACUGUUGUCCCUCCUCGGCUCCGGCUUCUCGGAAACCUCCGUGGUGAAGAUCUGUGAGCAGGAGUGUGUCGUCAGCAGAGAAACGUCGACGUCCACCCGCCUUUACUGCGAGGCUCCACCCAACAACGGGACUCAGUCGGAGCUGGACUGCGACAUCUCCGUCAUCAACCCGCUGAGCUCCGUCAACAAGUCCAGCGCCUUCACCUACAGGUCCCGGCUGACUCCGGUGAUCACCGAGGUUUCUCCGCGCAGGGGAGGCACCGCCGGAGGCACCCGGCUCACCAUCUCUGGCUCUGGUUUCAGCUCUGAUACGAGCAAAGUGAACGUGACGAUCGCAGGAUCCGUGUGUGACGUCCAGUCGGCCAACGACACUCACAUCGUCUGUGUGACCAACUCUCAGAAACAGUCUCAGGAAACCAAAGUCAGGGUCAACGUGGCCGACCGAGGCCUCGCCAAGAUGGACAACGCAGACUUCUUCUACGUGGACGUGUGGUCGUCCAGGUUCACGUGGGGAGGUCUGUCGCCGCCCGAGAAGGGCUCCUUCGCCGUCAUCACCAAAAACCAGACCAUCCUUCUGGACACCAGCACGCCGGUGCUCAAAAUGCUCCUCAUUCAAGGAGGGACGCUGGUGUUCGACGAAGCCGACAUCGAGCUGCAGGCAGAAAACAUCCUGAUUACGGACGGCGGGCGGCUGCAGAUCGGCCAGGAGGGGGCGCCGUUCCAGCACAAGGCCAUCAUCACGCUUCACGGACACCUGCGAUCGCAGGAAAUUCCUGUUUAUGGAACCAAGACGUUGGCGGUCAGAGAGGGCAUCCUGGACCUGCACGGUAUUCCCGUCCCCGUCCCCUGGACUCACCUGGCCCAGACGGCGGCCAGCGGCUCCGCCACGCUGACCCUGAUGAAGGCCGUGACGUGGAAGGUGGGAGAUGAGAUCGUCAUUGCCUCCACCGGCCACAGACACAGUCAGAAAGAGAAUGAAGUGCGGAAGAUCGCCGCCGUGUCGGCCGAUGGAAGGACCCUCACCCUGGACAAGCCGCUGAACUACACCCACGUCGGGGUGAGCGUGACGCUGCCCGACGGCACCGUGUUUGAAGGCCGAGCGGAGGUGGGUCUGCUCACCAGGAACAUCGUGAUCCGAGGAUCCCGACACCAAGAGUGGACCGACGAGAUCAAAGCCUGCCCUGACGGCUUCAACACAGGGGAAUUCGCCACCCAGACCUGCUUCCAGGGUCGGUUUGGAGAAGAAAUCGGCAGCGACGAGUUUGGAGCCUGCAUCAUGUUUCACGCACCCAGACCCAACGAGAACCUGGCCAUCGGCAGACUGGAAUACGUUGAGAUCACUCACGCUGGACAGGCCUACAGGCUGGGACGUUACCCCAUCCACUGGCAUCUGAUGGGAAACAUCAGCUACGCGUCGUACGUUAGAGGCUGCGCCAUCCACGAAACCUUCAACAGGGCCGUAACCAUCCACAACACCCACCGGCUGCUGGUGGAGCACAACGUCAUCUACAACAUCAUGGGCGGCGCCUUCUUCAUCGAGGACGGCAUCGAGACGGAGAACAUCCUGCAGUACAACCUGGCGGUGUUCGUCAAACAGAGCACCAGCCUGCUGAACGACGACGUCACUCCGGCUGCCUACUGGGUCACCAAUCCCAACAACAUCAUCCGCCACAACGCUGCCGCCGGGGGAACCCACUUCGGCUUCUGGUACCGCAUGCAUGAACACCCCGAUGGCCCGUCCUUUGAUAGUAAUAUCUGCCAGAAGAAGGUUCCUCUGGGGGAGUUCACCAACAACACCGUGCACUCCCAGGGCUGGUUCGGCCUGUGGAUCUUCCAAGACUUCUUCCCGAUGAAGAAAGGAAGUUGCCGCUCCAAGACCCCCGAACCCGCCAUCUUCCAUUCGCUCACCACCUGGAACUGUGAGAAAGGCGCCGAGUGGGUGAACGUGGGCGCCGUGCAGUUCAGCAACUUCGUCAUGGUCAACAACGAGAAGGCCGGCAUUGAAGGAAAGCGGAUCAUGCAGUGGGCCGUGAGCGGCUUCGGGGAGGACGGCGGUGCGACGAUGUCCAACAGCACCAUCGUGGGCCACGUGGACGAGCUCGGCCGGCUGAAGAACAACUGCACCCACCGCGGCAUCAUCACACCCUUCGACGAUGGCCUGAGCGUCCUCAACACCAAGUUCAUCAACUUCAACCGGGACUCCUGCACGGCCAUCGGGGUGACCUCGAUUGACGGGACCUGUGUGGAUCGGUGCGGCGGCUGGGCGGUCCGGUUCAGUGGCGUCCAGUACUUUAACUCACCCAACAAGGCCGGCUUCAGGUGGGAACACGAAGUGCAGCUGCUGGACACCGACGGCUCCCUCACAGGAACCAUCAACCAGAGAGUGGUGCCCAUGAGCUCCCUGUUGGAUCCUGCUCACUGCUCUCAGAGCGCCGAGUGGAGCGUCGGUUUUCCCGGAGCCGUGUGCGACCACACCGUCGACUUCCACCGCCUGGCGCUCAACAACCCAUCACCGAGCUCCCUGAAAGCCAAGGACAUUGUCUUAACCAACUCGCAUGGCACCAGUGUGAUCCCCUUCCUGAAGAAGAGAAUGACCCACAAGUUUGGCUGGAUGGGUUUGCUGCCCUCCGGACAAACGUACAACUGGUACUUUGACAACGUGGACCAGGUCACCAACAUCACCUACAAAGCCAAGUUCUACGGCUUCAAGCCCGAUCAGUUCGUCAUCAUCAACCACAACUUCACCCAGAGUCCAGACAGUUUCCGGAUCAUCGACAAGAGGAACGGAUCAUCGGCGCCGCUGAGCUUCGGCAACAACUCGAACGGAGACUGGUACUUCGACAACAGCACCAACGACCUCUUCUACAUGGUAUCGGGAAAGACGAGCCAGCGGCGGCGGCGCAGCACCGUCGACCGUUCGAUGCGCGACGUGGCGGUGAACUUCGCGGUUUAUCGCUGCUUCUUCCCCAACUGCAUCCCUCCGCCUCCGCCGCCUCCGGCCACGCUGGCCCCGCUGCCCAACAGCCGGCCGGCAGACUUCAUCCUGUGGUCGAAUGCGUCGUUCUGGAGUAACUCGGCUGAGAACAAUAACUCGGUGCCAGCAGAGGGCGCCGACGUGGUCGUCCCGUCAGGCAUGUGGCUGGUUCUGGACGUGGACCCGCCUCGCCUCAACAAGCUGACGGUGGUCGGAGUCCUGGAGAUCCCCGACACCCUGAACAGUUCGUCCAGCCGAUCAGCUCGAUCCGCUCCCGAGUUCAGGACGGUGGUGGUCGACGCCGUUUACAUCUCCAUCCAGGGCGGCCGGUUGAUCGCCGGUUGGGACGGCGAGCCAUUCAGAGGCGAGCUGCACAUCAAGCUGAGAGGAAACCACAAGACCCCCGACUGGCCGCUGCCCAACGGACCCAACCAGGGAUCCAAAGUCCUGGGUGUGUUUGGGACUCUGGAGCUUUAUGGGAAACCUCACAACGUUUAUCACACCAAGCUGGCGGCGACAGCUGCUGCCGGAUCCAACCGGCUGACGCUGCCGCAGCCCGUCGACUGGCAGGUCGGAGACGAAGUCGUCGUCUCAACGACGAGCUACGACAUAAACGAGACAGAAAAAUGUCAGAUCGCUGCCGUGUCAGCCGACGGCCGCACCCUGACCCUGAGCCAGAGCUUGGCCCACACUCACAUCGGUGAGACUCACUCGGUGUCGGGCUCGUCUCGGUCCUACACUCUGGCCGCCGACGUCGGUCUGGUGACCAGAAACAUCAAGAUCGUCGGCCAGGAUUAUCCGCAGAUGACGGAGGAGUCGUUCGGAGCCAGACUGCUGGUCGGCAGCUACUCCUGGAAGGGAAUCGACUACAAAGGCAAAGCUCAGAUCAGGAACGUGGAGUUUUAUCGCUCCGGUCAGGAAGGCUGGACCGACUACAGCGACCCGCGGUACUCGGUGGCCUUCGUCAACCUGGGAGAGGUUUCAGGAGACGAGUCGUACAUCCAGGGUUGUGCUUUCCACGACGGCUUCUCUCCGGCCAUCGGCGUCUUCGGGACCGAGGGCCUGAGCGUCGAUGAUAACGUCGUCCACCACACUGUCGGAGAAGGUCUCAGAAUUUGGGGCAAUAACAUCACUGUGAGGAGGAACCUGGUGAUGAUGUCGCUGUGGCCGGGGUCCUACCAGGACAGGGAGGAGCCCUUCAACUUCGACUGGAACGCUGCCAUCGAGGUCAACGAGGGGACGAACGUCGUGCUGCAGAACAACAUCGUGGCCGGAUACGAGAGAGUGGCCUAUCGCAUCGACGGGGAACCGUGUCCAGGGACUGUGAAUAAGAACGAGAAGUGGAUGGACAACGAGGCUCACGGCGGUCUGUACGGAGUCUACCUGAACAAAGACGGUCUGCCCGGCUGCAGCCUCGUCCAGGGCUUCUUCAUCUGGAGGAGCUUCGACUACGGCAUCUACUUCCAGAACACCAUCAACAUGGUCAUUUCCAACGUGACCCUGGUGGACAACGGGAUGGGCGUCAUGCCGCUGACCUACGCUCCUCCGUCACUGUCCCACGCCUUCGCAGAUAAAACCGUAAAAGUCCAGAGCUCCCUGAUCGUUGGCAGCAGCCCGAACUUCGACUGUUCACUCGGUUUGGAUUCCAGUGACUUUAAUAUCGCGACCAGCGCCAGUCAUCGAGCUCCCAGACCUCGGCAAGGAGGCAGAUCUGGAGUCUGUUGGCCAAACUUUGCAUCUGGACACAACACCGCUCCGGGUAAACCCCACCACCUGAACAUGAACUACAACGCCAUUAAAGGGCUGAUGACGGUCACAGGCACGACGUUCGUAAACUUCCGAAACGUCUGCUCCGGUGAGGCGAACUUCAUGUUCAUGACCAACCCACUGAAUGAAGACCUGCAGCAUCCGGUGCAGGUUUCAGACCUGAAGCUGGUCGACAGCACGGACGAGGCCAAAAUCUUUGUUCACAGGGCUGAUGUGGGUAAAGUGAACCCGGCCGACUGCGUGGACAUGGAGUGCGACGCGAAGAAGAAGACCAUGCUGAAGGACUUGGACGGGUCGCUGCUGGGUGCUGUGGGAGCUGUGGUGCCCCAGUCCGAGUUCGAGUGGAACGGAGAUCCCAGGAGGGGCCUCGGCGACUAUCGCAUCCCCAAAGUCAUGCUCACGUACCCCAAUGGCAGCCGAAUCCCAGUGGACCAGAUCGCUCCCAACAAAGGUGUGAUCAGGAAAAACUGCACCUACAUGACUUCCUGGCAGAGCUACAAGUGCUUCGACCUGAACUACAGGAUGCUGGUGAUCGAGAGUCUCGACUCGGACACGGAGACCAGACGUCUGUCGCCCGUCGCCGUGCUCGGAGACGGAUUUGUGGAUCUGAUCAAUGGUCCUCAGGAUCACGGCUGGUGUUCAGGCUACACCUGCCAGAAGAGGGUGUCCCUGUUUCACAGCAUCGUGGCCACCAACCGCUACUUCGACGUCUUCUUCACCAGCGUCAGUCCACAGAAGCUUCGCCUCAUGAUGCUCAACGCUGAUCCAUCGGAGAGCAUCGUGGUGUCCGUCUUCUACUCCAAACCUCAGCGGUUGGACGUAUACGUCGACAACACGCUGGUCGUUCCCACUAAUGCCGAGUGGAACGCUGACCGAAGCGACUACACCUUAAAGAAGCCGAUAUCUGCAGGUCAGUACGUCCCUCAGUUGAACGCCACUCUGGGCACCAACUACUUCGACCAGGACAACAAGAUGCUGAAGGUGGUGGUGAGAGGCUCCAAACCGGUGGAGAUCCGGACCGCCCCAGUCCUCGUCAUCGCCUUCGACCUGCCCGCCUUGACCGAGGACGAGUUCUUCGGGGACAACCUGGUCCGGAACCUCGCCACGUUCCUCCAAGUUCCCGCCAACAUGAUCCGCAUCACCAACAUCAUCAGGGGGGACGGACGGCGCCGGAAGAGAUCGACGGGCCUCAAGGUGGAGGUGGAGAUCAAGAAGCCUCCGGUCCAGCAAGCCACCAACACCACCGACGACGAGGAGGACUUCACGUUGCUGAAGAACAUUGCAGAUAAUCUGGUCCAGGCGGCAGUUUCCGGAAACAUCAGUCAGUCCAUCGGCUUUAACGUCUCCUCGAUGGGCGUCGUCCCGCCGCCUCCUCCAUCCUCAGACCCCAGCUGGAAGGAGGUGGCAACAGAGGAAGUGACGAGAGAGGAACCGGAGAAGAGCUACGUGGCCACCGUGGCCGACCUGCUGCUGGUGGAGGAGCCGGUAGUCGGAGAGUUCAUCGGUCCUCUUAACCAGCAGCCACGUCUGAUGGCUGUGGACGAGAAGGGAAACUGCGUCUCGGUGGGAGUGACGACUCUCACAGUAACAGCCAGUCUGAAGAGCUCCAGUGGAGACGGCGUGGACGGACUGGAGGGAAACGCCACCAUCCUGUUCAGCAGCUGCUGGGCCAACUUCACCGACCUGUCCAUCGCCAACAGCGGCGAGAACCUGACGAUGGUCUUCACUCUGAAGGAGUGGAGCGCCCAGUCCAGAGCUUUCUCCGUCCAGGAGAAAAACACCACCACCGAGACCCCGACCACCGUCACCUCGACGACGGACGGGCCUACGACCACCGACGGCAGCGUGUUCGGCUCCAGCACCGUCGUGUCCGCCGGCAGCCUGUGUCUGGUCAGCGUCAUCUACUCCGUGGCCUGCUGCUCCGACGCCAUCCCCAUAUGUUAGAGGUUCCAGGCAGCAGGGUUUCAUGAAGGACGUUUUAUCCACUAUGAGAGGAGCAGCUCCGCCAAGUAACACAAACUGAACUCAACUAUGAACGCAGCAUGCACAUGGAGAAAAAGUUGAUCUAAUUUCUAUUAUUCUAGCUAGAAAGGGGUUAAAUUCAAUCAGCUGUGUGCCCUUUAUCAUUCCCAGAUGUUGCCUGAUGUCCAUUCUGUUGAUCAGAGGCUGCUGGAACAUCGUUACAUGCUGUGUUUGUAUUUUAGCUCAGUGUACUUUUUAAAUAUUUUCACAUGAAGGUUUUCUUUGUCCUUUUAGGUGAUUUUAUUAGGGUGAGUUUUAUGUGGCUAUCCAAUAAAUCAGGUGUAAGAUCCCCCCCAAAAAAAGUGCAAUAGUGAAUUGAAUCUGCAGGAAAACAUGAAGGUUUUGAAUGUGAUUUUUUUUUUUUUUAAACAGUUGAAAAAAAAAAAGGGUUUGAAUUUGCUAAAAUACUAAAUGCUGCGAUUAUAUUUUUGCUCGCUAUACUUCUUGAAUAUUUUAUCCACAUGAAGGUUUUUCUUUGUCUUUUUUGGGUUGUUUCAUUGUGUUAUUUUUUAUGUGACUAUUACAAUAAAUCAGGUCUUUAAAAAGUGCAAUAGUGAAGCUGAAUCUGCAGGAAAACAUGAAUGUUGUGAAUGUGAUGAAAACAAACUGUUGCAUUUUGAUGAUUUUCAUCUUUUUUCAAUAAAUUCUAUUUUUCAUUGUUA
This is a messenger RNA of Stegastes partitus (bicolor damselfish), 13367 nucleotides long. RefSeq names its product PKHD1 like 1, tandem duplicate 1 (gene pkhd1l1.1). NCBI's taxonomy places the organism in Eukaryota, Metazoa, Chordata, Actinopteri, Pomacentridae. The transcript has 76 exons. The record is from RefSeq and is a predicted model, not a curated record. Bases 1 to 12627 code for a protein of 4208 amino acids.